Messenger RNA from Anthostomella pinea, 264 nucleotides. NCBI's taxonomy places the organism in Eukaryota, Fungi, Ascomycota, Sordariomycetes, Xylariales, Xylariaceae. The record is from the annotation of a GenBank genome assembly.
AUGGUGCAACGUGGAAACCCCCAAGACCUGCUACAGUUGAUCAGGGUCCGGCAUGGUGACGUUGUACCUCACGCAAUCAUCCAAGCAAAGCUGAAGUCGGUUGCGGUGGCCAACCCUGAGCUAGCCGACUCCGUCGAGGCCAUUCUGGCCUACGAGUACAAGAAGCGAUCCACCGGGGACGACGUUGUCCAGGCCAAGCUCAAGAGCGUCGCCGUGGCCAACCCGGAGCUCGCCGACUCCGUCGAGGCCAUUCUGGCCUACUAA